AUGGGGAAGUCAGCAGAGAAGGUGGGAGUGGAGGCUACGGACGAUCAGGCCUCGGUGGAAGUCGUCAACGCAUCGGGCCACCGUCAGGAAGUCGAACGCAACUUCAGCUUGCUGAGUAUCUGUGCCGUCGCCGUUACAACUGGAAACACGUGGAUCGCUCAGGGAGGCAGUGUGACAACUGCCUUGAGCAACGGAGGACCCUCGGGUGUGAUCUAUGAAUUUAUCGCCGUAUCCAUCUGCUACUGGCUCGUUGCGGCUUCGAUAGCCGAGUUGGCAUCUGGAAUGCCUUCUGCCAGCGGAGUCUACCACUGGGCGUCCAUCACUGCCGGCAAAUACGGACGCAUAUGCGGGUUCUUCGCGGGGUUCUGGAACUGCCUGGCAUGGAUCCUGGGGGCGGCGUCCAUGUCGGCCAUCCUAGGCCAACAAACCGUGUCGAUGUACGCGCUGAUGCACCCAGGGUUCGUCCCGCAAGCAUGGCACAUAUUCGUGAGCUUCGUGAUCUGCACGUGGCUCUGCUGCAGCAUCGUGCUCUUCAUGAACCGAUUCCUCCCGCACAUCGGCAACCUGGGACUUCUGUUCAUCCUGGCCGGGGUGCUCAUCACGAUCAUCGUCUGCGCGGCGAUGCCGCACGUCAACGGCAGCGCGUACGCCUCGUCCACGUCCGUCUGGAGCACCUGGGACAACGACACGGGGUACAGCAGCCAAGGGUUCGUGUUCGUGGCGGGGAUGCUCAACGGGGCGUACAGCGUAGGGACACCCGACUGCGCAUCGCACCUGGCGGAAGAAAUCCCCCAUCCGAGCCGCAACAUCCCCAAAGCGGUGCUCGCGCAGAUGGCCGUCGGCUUCAUCACGGGCGUGCUGUACAUGAUCGCGCUCUUCUACAGCAUCACGGACCUCGACGCGGUGAUCAACAGCGUGUACGGCUUCCCGCUAGCGGAGAUCUACUACCAAGCGACGGGCACGCGCGCCGGGGCGCUCGGGCUGCUCAUCGUGGCGUUCCUCCCCACCGUCAUCACCUGUUCCGGCUGCUACAUCACGGCAGGCCGCACGCUCUGGACCAUCAGCCGCGACGGCGCCACGCCGUUCUCCAGCUGGCUGGGCGCCAUCAACCCGCGCAUGCACAACCCGUUCAACGCCACCCUCGUCUGCGGCGUCUUCGUCACCAUCCUCGCCUGCAUCUACGUCGGCAGCACCACCGCCUUCAACGCCUUCAUCGGCUGCUUCGUCCAGCUCUCCUCCCUCUCCUACUUCGCCGCCAUCUUCCCGCAUAUCCUCACCCGCCGGUCGUCGUUCACCCCCGGGCCCUUUUGGCUCGGAAAGCCCGGGUACCUGAUCAACGCCCUCAGCUGUGUCUAUAUCCUUGCGUUUGUGGUGAUCUUCUGCUUCCCCUAUGCGCUGCCGACGGAUGCCGCGAGCAUGAAUUAUGCGAGUCUGCUGACCGGCGGGUUGACGCUUUUUGUCGCCGCGUGGUGGGCCUGGAAGAAGGGGGCGUAUGUCGGGCCUGAUCCGACUCAGAUUCCUAUGGGGGAUGGCGAUGGGAAGGUGGUGGUUGUUGAGGGCGCGGAGUGAUGGUGUUUCGAUUUUCUCAGUUUGUUCAGUAUAUUAUAUUAAAAAGAUUCAGUAACCAAUAUCAUCCUG
Messenger RNA from Aspergillus heteromorphus CBS 117.55, 1638 nucleotides. Its product is annotated as putative choline transport protein. Gene Ontology annotation, cellular component: membrane. Gene Ontology annotation, molecular function: transmembrane transporter activity. The coding region runs from base 1 to 1569 and encodes 522 amino acids. Gene Ontology annotation, biological process: transmembrane transport; amino acid transport. NCBI's taxonomy places the organism in Eukaryota, Fungi, Ascomycota, Eurotiomycetes, Eurotiales, Aspergillaceae. The record is from RefSeq and is a predicted model, not a curated record. The transcript has 4 exons.